AAGAGGAACCGACUACCGUCGAGCAGAAACAACAGCACUGGGAAGUUGUGACCAGAGGAGCUCCAACCUCUGCGACCAGGAAUCCCGCGCCGGACCAGGACCCCCGUGGUUGACUCCCAGUCCCAAGCCGACAAAACUACACCACUCCGCGGGGGAAAGGGUCCGAGGGCGGAUGUGGCGCACCCAGGGGGGGGCGUCGGCUUGUAACCCGAAGCGCAGAAGCGGCUCCCGGUUUGGGGUCGCCUUCCCCCCGGGUGAGGGAUGGUGGAGCCCGGGGAAACAUGGAGGAUGAGGAAGAGCGUGAAGCUGGACGAGGCCCAGGCGUCCGCCCGCAGCUGCGCGGGGCGACCGGACUUCUUGCCGUGCCGUGACGGCGCGCAAUCCGCGUGCACGACGCACAGCCACGGCAAAUGUUUCAAGUUGCACUGGUGCUGUCUCCUGGGGUGGUGCCACUGUAAAUACGUCUACCAGCCGAUGACCGACGUGGUCCAGCUCCCCAGCACGCCCAUCCCCUCCGGCCCGGCAGGCCACGCCCCCUCGCUGAGCCUCUCCGCCCUACUGGCCGAGCGCUUCCUGAGGACCGCCUCCUGCCUGGUCUCCCCGACGACCUCUGACCCCCUGGGCCUGGGGGCUCGCGCCCCACAGAAGGACUACGCCGUAACCCGCAUCGACGGGCGGGCCUUCUACGUACCCCUCGCUCGGCGGACUGCGACCUCACGCGCGUCUCAGACGACCGGCGUGCCGGAGAACGCAGAACUUUGGGAUGAAGCCGAACUUCAGGAUAAAGCCGAGCCUCGGGGUAAAGCUGAACGCGGUUUACGACCGUGUUCUCGGUCGGUUUUGUCCCGUGGAGAAGCUCCGCUCCGAGGGGAAUCUCCAGCCCAGAGACAGGCCUCGGACCAAGGGUUGGCUGGGCAGAAAUCCUGGGGCGGCCCCUCCCCUGCCAGCCUGGAGGACUCGGGAAAACCCGGAGUGGACCAAUGCUGCGCGGAUCCAGAGCCCGACGAGGGACAAACCGACAUCAGCAAGGCUCUUUACGAGGAUCUUAAUGAGGAAAUGAAUGAGGAUCUUAACGAGGGGAAGUGGGAUCUUCCUCCCCUUCCUGGCUCAGGGUCUCUGCAGGACUUGGCCGAGGCCCUGGAAACCACAGUCUGACACACGCACGCACGCACACACACACACACACACACACACACACGCCGCAUGCUAUAUAUAAGCAAUUUCAACUAGGGUUCGAACCGCUGGGUUGGCUGAUCCCGGUUCGGGGCGUGUGCGUGUUGUCCGGUUCAUUCUGUUAAAAUUCAUUCUAAAAAAGUGUUGCUCGUGACCUGAACCGAACCGUGAACUCUGAACCGCUCCACUCCAGAUGUAAACGGUUCUGUUUAAUCUCUGCUGUUGAAGGUGGUUUGAAUUCGCAGUUGAUGUAGGGGAACAACUCAUACGACUAAUAAAAAAAUGCUUUAAUAGAAACGCUGACUGUCUUGGCUAUGGUAACCGUUUUGUUGGAUUGCCGUUUUAAUCUUCCAGCUUUAACCUAAUUUUUUUACUUUUCACUUUGAGAUACAUUCUGUGUUUGAAAGGUGCAAUUUGAAUAAAGUUUGAUUUACUCUCAGAAAGCCAGCCAGACCGCACAGGGAGUCGUUUAGCUCCGAGAGCUCGUAAAUGAUUAGCAUCAUAUUAUGUAGCUUAGCUCAGCCAACUCUUGAUUCCCUAAACUAAAAGUCAGGCUAGCUGGAGGUGUGCGAGCGUGCGUGUGUGCGUGCGUGUACGGUGUUUCCUUGCAACAGAGCUUCUGCUGUAGUCUUCCAUCAGGUGGCCAGACUGGAACCAGCUGGUAAACACAUUUGCAUGGG
Gadus chalcogrammus (walleye pollock) is the source of this 1853-nucleotide messenger RNA. RefSeq names its product UPF0524 protein C3orf70 homolog A-like. The record is from RefSeq and is a predicted model, not a curated record. Bases 262 to 1155 code for a protein of 297 amino acids. Lineage: Eukaryota; Metazoa; Chordata; Actinopteri; Gadiformes; Gadidae. The transcript has 2 exons.